CAUUUUAUUUGAUUUGUAUGUAUCUCUACAUGUCAUGGGAUAUGAGGUUCAACCCGAACCGCCCCUAUUACUUAUUAAUGGAAUCAAAUGGUUCAACCCGGAUGAACAAAUUAGGUCAAACAAAAAACCCCUUCAGACUUUCUUCGCUCCUGGUACGAAUCCAGUCUCUCUUUCCUCGCCAGAGAAAAGAAAUUGAGGAAAUGGGAGCAAGAAAGCCAUAUAGAUGCAGUUAAAAAAAGGCUUGGCGAGGAAAGAUGAUGCGAUUAGCGUGUGGGAGCAAUUUGAAUUGGGCAAACAGAGGAUUAUUAUUGCCUGGUAACAUCGCUUCACUUCGCAUAUUUCCCUUCAAUUUCCCAGCUUUUCAUAAUGAUGCUGCUGUUAGCCCUGAUCUUUACGAAGCAUACGAACAACAUAGAAGAUCAAGGUUCGCGAGCAUCAAGAAGCUCGAUGAUGCCCUUGUUCUGUACCGUCACAUGGUCCAGAUGAAAACCCGUCCUCAAAUCGUGCAGUUCAACCAAAUCUUGAAUGCCAUUGUGAAGAUGGGCUGCAACGGCGAUGCCGUCUCUCUGUUCAAAGAUAUGUGUGCUUCGGGGAUCAGGGUCGAUCAGGCCACGCUGAACAUUGCUGCGAAUUCCCUUACCCGUUUGCAUAGAGUGGAUUUGGGGUUUGCUAUCUUAGGCACCCAGUUGAAGCUCGGCCUCGUGCCCAAUGUCAUUUUCUUCAACACCUUACUCAAAGGGUUGUUCCUUCAAGGUGGGGUUCGAGAUGCGAUUUGGUUGUUUCACAAGUUAUUGAAUGAGAAAUUGUGCGAGCCGAGUGAUGUCACAUUGCUAGUACUAAUUGAUGGCCUCUGCAAGGCAGGACACACUAUUGAGGCUAUUCAGUUUCUUAAUAUGUUUGAAGAGAAAGGGAAUUGCAAGCCAGAUGUACGCGCAUAUAGCACUGCUAUUGAUUCAUUGUGCAAGGAUAAAAUGGUGGACGAUGCCCUUGUCUUGUUUGCCAAGAUGACUGAAAAGGGAAUUCAUCCCAAUGUCGUGACCUACAGUUCCCUUAUUCACGGGCUCUGUGCACUUAGUCGAUGGGACAAGGUUAAGGAGUUCAUGAAAAGAAUGACGGAUUAUAAAAUUCCUCCCAAUAUCCAUACGUACAACAUAUUAGUUGAUGGGCUAUGCAAGCAAGGGCUGAUCAGCGAUGCUGAAAAAAUCAUCAAUACAAUGGUUCAAGAAGGUGUAGAUCCCAACAUAAUCACGUACAAUGCUUUGAUGGAUGGUUACUGCUUACAAGAAAAGAUCGACAGUGCAUUGGAACUCUUAAAUACCAUGAUACGUAGGGGAUGUGGCCCUGAUAUCCGCACUCACAAUAUUCUGAUAAAUGGAUACUGCAAGAGUGGGUGUUCAGAGAAGGCCAUGCAAUUGUUUGAAGAAAUCCCUAGCAUUGGCCUAAUGCCAACUGUUGUUACUUACAACAUUAUGUUGGACGGUUUAUUUCAAGCUGGAAGAUGUGCUGAUGCAGAGAAGUUUUUUGACAAGAUGGUAGAGAAUCAAGAACAUCCAGAUCUUGUUACCUACAACAUUAUUUUGGAUGGCUUCUGCAAGAAUCAUCAUGUUUCUCAAGCGGUUUCUUUAUUGAGGGUGAUGGAAGCUAAAGGUCCUAUCCCUGAUAUAGUUAGCUAUAGUACCAUCAUAAAUGGACUAUUCAAUGAAGGAAGUUCAUGCAGCGCAGUAGAACUAUUUAAUUCCCUUCCCUCUAAAGGUUUGCGGCCAAAUAUGAUAACCUACAAAACUAUGAUAAUGGGACUUUGCCAAGAAGGUUUGCUAGAAGAUGCAAAAGAUAUGCUCAAGAAAAUGGAGAAAAAUGGUGUUGUUCCAGAUAGUCUGGUAUACAAUGAACUGAUCCGCGGGUUAUUGAAAAAGAAUCAGCAUUCUGAUGCUAUAUUAGUUUUGGAGGAAAUGUCAAGACGUGGAUUCUCACAUUACAAAAGAACUUGUGAAAUUUUACUAAAUUAUAUGGUACAACAAGGGCCAGAUUCUACUCUGCUGCAUAUGCUUCUGAAUAUCAAAGAGAGUGAUGAAAAAUCCAUAUCUUGAAUCCUUUUCUGGACCAAAUUCCUAUCUGCUUCAUUUUCUGUUUUGAAUUGCAGAUUCUAAUUUACUAACAACCCAAAAAGAACUAAACCCCAGUUGCACCACAAGUGUGCGCUAAUAGUAUGGACAUCCCUCUUUUUAUGAUUUUUUUAAUACGCAUUUUUGUGGAUGGCUUUUAAUGCCACAAACCAUCAACCAAGUCCUCUCCUGAAAUUAUCUAUAGUACUCGAGUAGCUGUGUUUAUGCAUAUUUGUAUAUUGGUGCAAUGCUUUGAUUAAAGACUGUGUUAACCU
Molecule: messenger RNA, 2377 nt
Organism: Cuscuta campestris
Lineage: Eukaryota; Viridiplantae; Streptophyta; Magnoliopsida; Solanales; Convolvulaceae
Source: the annotation of a GenBank genome assembly